This is a messenger RNA of Aedes albopictus (Asian tiger mosquito), 2514 nucleotides long. RefSeq lists its product as uncharacterized. Lineage: Eukaryota; Metazoa; Arthropoda; Insecta; Diptera; Culicidae. The record is from RefSeq and is a predicted model, not a curated record. Bases 173 to 652 code for a protein of 159 amino acids. The transcript has 3 exons.
AGCCGUGGAGGACAUUAAGCUGGAAAGCAUUCCCAUCCAAGUGGAUUCUACACUUUCAACCACCGGUAAUGCAGUACUAGAACAACUAACAGAAACUCACAAAAAUAAGGAUAUAAAGCGGCAAAAAGUAGACCUACGUGUACAUGAAGGUGCGGCCGGCAAACCACUUCAUAUGCAGCUAAACAUCAACCAAAAAGAGCGACGUCCUCCGAGUAGAAAGCAUUCCAAAUCAGUUCGCGUGGCUGGAUUUGAAUUUCCUCUGACAUGCGAAGAAGAUGUCGACCGAUUGGAACUGAUGGUCAAACGGAAUCCUAUCAUCAGAAACCAAUAUAUCAAAUAUCUGGCAGCGAAUAAACUACCCAACAUGGAGAUUGCUCACAUCCUUUACCGAUUUUACAACGACGAAGCCCUCACGAAUUUCAACUGGACUGGCCAGGAACGGUACGACUCUAGUGCUUCGGGUAAAAAGAAAGCCAUGCAAAAGUUCGACAUUUUCAAUUCAUGUAUGCUAGAAGCGUGGUCCAGCCAUGGUGUUACGCAGGAUGCUUUGGCUGGUUCGCUGAAGAAAGCUGUACAACUGGUUGCUCGACGACGGUACAAUCUCAUCUACAAUCACCGGAAACGACUUCAAGCGCUGGAUCCCGAGCACUGAUGUUUUCCAGUGGAGGUCGUGAAAUAACACAGCUUCAUACACAGUUAUCAUUUAACUAAAAUUUUCUUCUAAAUUAGUACCCUUGUUGAGUUUUACCUUCUUAUAUUUUGAUCGUAACUAGAAAAAUACAAUAUAUUUCUUUUUUGAUCUAGUACUCACACGUUUCAAUCGUUUUCUUCUAACAAAUUCUUCAAUUUGAAUGGAACAAUUUCAAUUUCAAUUUUAUACAAUUAAGUUUUUCUGUUACCCUUACAGCAACUACUGGGAACAAAAGAGAAACGUCUACCACUUAUCCGAAAAUUGAAAUCAUCUGUCAAAUACGAUUGCAUCCACCACAAAAAAAUCCAACGAUUUCGCAACUGCACUGUUUACUGAGAAGAUCUAGCGCAGAAGGGGCAUCUGGAAAAGUUCCAUUGUACAGCGGCAGCGACAUCUACAUAGCAAUGGAGGACCUGGUAAAAAUCUAUUCUCCCAACCCGGCUCUCUACACUGCCCGACUGUUGGACAUAAUAUUCGGUAGAGAGAUACUGGUGGGUGCUUGCACUAGACGACUGGUGGAUGAUGGUGAUUUGGAACAACUGGAUUCUCAUAAACUGCGAUCUGUGAUUGGUAAGGACGUUUCUCUGCCUGUUGGGUAGUACCAGAUCGGUAUUCAAUCAACACUUUUUUUUUGUUUGCAGUACAUGUGAUUAAUGUUUUCAAAAAACAAAACAUUGAAUUAUCAGAGUCGACUGUAUUGGAAUACGUUCAUCAUCGGCUUUGCUUCCUAAAUCAAGUUAAAAGGGAGUAGUUGUGUAAAAGCAGGCUGUUUGAUCGAAAACUGUACUAGUACUUUAUCAGUACAAUUUUCUGGUGCAAUAUUCAAAAAAACAUGAUUUGAUUGGUAUGGCUAUAUACAAAUCGCUGAAUCUUUUCAACUUGCUAACAUUGUUCUUCUUUAUAGAUCAGCGUAAUCUGAAACAGGCAACAAUGGUUAUCAACGUUCCAUGGAAUCGAAUACAGUAUUGAAUUGUUUAUUUCGAGGAAAUAUAUAAAAUUUAAAAAAUCAACGAAUCUUAUACUUCUUUACAUAAAUUGAGCCAUUUCUACCACUUGAUGUAUUCUAAAGUAACCGUUCUUGUAUCGUUAUGCGUUUCCAGGUUCCCCUAAACUCCGGGCGGCCAAGUUCGGUUACACCCAGAAGGGAAGGGCGAUGCUGCUGUACAACGGAUAUGCCUACAUCAAAGACCGCCAGGCCCAGAAGAGCUGCAACUGGAAGUGCUCGUUGUUCGGAAAGCUGAAAUGCCGAGCCAGGGCCGUCACGAAGGAGGUUAACGGGCGGCAGAUGAUGAAAAUCACCAAACCCCUGCAUAACCACACUCGCGACGUGUAUUCGUUUGAUAAGUGUAAAAAAUUUAAAGAAUAAGUUUAUGGCAAAAAUGUCAGAUGUUCUAUCAUAACGAAACAAGCAAACUUUUUGUUGUAUCAGUAAUCAACUUAGAAUCACGUUCUAAAAAUUUACGUAAAAAUAAAAUGUACUCUUCUAUCAUUUAGGUACAAAUUCUAGUACUUCAUGUCUUAAGAUAUUGUUUCGAGUAUAUUUUUGGUGGUAUUCUAUGCCUUCCUUGUCCUCAUUAUCACUUAAUUUUUCUCCCAAAAAGAUUGAAUGAUAUCGGGUCUUCGAUUAGUGAAGACAUUAGUGGUAAUGUAGUACUAGAAUACUGAGUGCAGACAAACUGAAACCUAAUUGAUACGACACGAGUGAGUCACUAACACUUUUAUCUGUAUCCCCAACAGAAAACGUAAUCUAUGUAUUGUCGAAGCGUGGCACCAAGCAUCUGUUUCACGAUGGAAACACCUACACCCCAAAUGAGCGACCCUAC